UCGUGGCGUUAUUAGGCAGCUGACUGGAAAGCGGAACUAGCUAACUACCAAGCUAGCAAUACAUUAGCUAGGUUAACGAGUUGCUCCCGGAUCCUGCCCUGUUCACGAAACUAGAGCAACUUUUCAGACAAUGCCGCAAAAUAUUGAGCUCGGUGCCACAGGAGGAGCCUCCAAACAAGACAGUAGCAACAUGGAAGACAUGACUGUGGAACAGAUGACCAUGAGGGCCAACCAAGUGACUGACGAGUCACUGGAAAGCACACGGAGGAUGCUGCAGAUGGCAGAGGAGAGCAAACAGACCGGCACCAACACCAUGGUGAUGUUGGAAGAGCAAGGAGAGCAGCUGAGGCGUGUGGAUGAGGGCAUGGACCAGAUCAACCAGGACAUGCGACAGGCUGAGAAAAACCUCACCGAUCUCUCCAAGUGUUGCGGCCUCUGUGUCUGCCCCUGUGACAGGGUGACAUCUAUUGAACACGACUCACGUUACAAGCGUACCUGGGGUAUUGGGGGAGGAGGAGGAGGAGGAGAAGGCGAAGGUGACAGCAGUGGCUCAAAAGUAGUUUCAAGGCAGCCAUCGGGUGUUCGCAACGGCCAGGCUGCCCAGGCGAACGCCUCAGCACCUUCAGGCCCGUACAUCAAGAGGAUAACCAACGAUGCACGGGAGGAUGAGAUGGAAGAGAAUCUGGAUGCAGUCGGCAGCAUUAUUGGCAACCUGAAAAAUAUGGCUAUGGACAUGGGCAGUGAGAUAGACAAGCAAAACAAACAGAUCGACCACAUCACUGAGAAGGCGGACAUGAACCACCUUCGCAUUGAUGAAGCCAACCAGAGAGCCAACAAGCUCAUCAAGUAGACAAGGAACUAUGCUUCUGCCAAUUUUAUCCAUCAACCUUGAGCCUCUGUCGACACACACACACACACACACACACACACACACACACACACACAAAGAAAUUCACUCUGGGAGGACAUUUUUGUCAGCAGUGUGCCUGCCUUUACUGCACUAAGAUGUAAAUAGAAUACACAAACAUAUCUACAUUGUAUAAAUUGGCCACCACGACAAACCCUUAAACGUGUGUAUUCAUAGUCAUGCUGGACUUGGGGAAGCAGUGUGGGCAUCAGAAACUGCACCAAAGAGCAAGUCACUGACUGCCUAUCACUGCUGUUUGAUACCAAAUACUCACCAGACCUGUUGUAUCACAUCACAGCAAUCACAGGAAGGGAAGUAGCACGGGUCAGCUGCUUUUCUUUUCCCUGUUGGCCUUUCUCUCUUAAAGUCAAGAACUAUGAACUGUCUCUGUUUGUGUGUGUGUGCAUCUCUGGUAUAUAUGGAUGAGGUCAAUGAUCCAUGGUCAUAAGCUGUCUUUUAGUGAUAUACAGCACACCAAUAAUUUAUGUAUCAUUCCCCUGUUGGUCCUGUCUUGAUAGUGCUGCAUCUAGUAUAAUCAUAAAACAAAGUCCUCACUCUGAAACAAAUGUGUUGUUUUUCAAAACCUCAUUGGUUCAAUGUGUAAUAAUGUUAAUUGUAUCGUGUAUUAUUUUGAGAUGAUAUGCUUAUUUAAUUAUUCUUUAUGAAGCAGAAAUGACUUGUGAAUAAAGUUGUCGUUUUUUUAA
Seriola dumerili (greater amberjack) is the source of this 1611-nucleotide messenger RNA. It is a transcript of the gene snap23, whose product is annotated as synaptosome associated protein 23. Lineage: Eukaryota; Metazoa; Chordata; Actinopteri; Carangiformes; Carangidae. The coding region runs from base 131 to 850 and encodes 239 amino acids. Gene Ontology annotation, molecular function: SNAP receptor activity; syntaxin binding. Gene Ontology annotation, biological process: synaptic vesicle priming; exocytosis; synaptic vesicle fusion to presynaptic active zone membrane. The record is from RefSeq and is a predicted model, not a curated record. The transcript is spliced from 8 exons. Gene Ontology annotation, cellular component: SNARE complex; plasma membrane.